Messenger RNA from Phyllopteryx taeniolatus (common seadragon), 1967 nucleotides. It is a transcript of the gene ankdd1b, whose product is annotated as ankyrin repeat and death domain containing 1B. The coding region runs from base 1 to 1803 and encodes 600 amino acids. The record is from RefSeq and is a predicted model, not a curated record. Gene Ontology annotation, biological process: signal transduction. The transcript is spliced from 16 exons. Lineage: Eukaryota; Metazoa; Chordata; Actinopteri; Syngnathiformes; Syngnathidae. Gene Ontology annotation, molecular function: protein binding.
AUGUGGAACCAGACCAGGGCGGGACCCGGUUCUUCAGGUACAGUAUUUGCUUUGGUUACCGAUGCUGAAACACGCAAAAGUGGAACGCUUCAUUGCUCAUCUUACUGUUUUAAGUGGUUGCAGCUCAAAAAUGUAACAAUUGAGAAGAAAGCUUUGGUUUGGAAGGAAAUGAUAAAGAAACAUUGUCCCAAGAGGGAGAAUCUGGACCCUCGAAAAUGGAUGAAACGGGAACCAAAGAAGGCUUUUGCUGAUUUAGCUCUGAACAAGCAUCCAGCAGACAAGAUGGACAACAGCUUUGACGACAAAGAGAUGUUGCUGCAAACAGAGAAGCAGUUUAUUGAAGCAGCUAAGAGCAACGACGUAGCUGCAAUGAGGACACUUGGAAAGGGUUUAAAUGCCAAUGCAAAGAAUGUGCACAAUAGGACUGCCCUUCACUAUGCAGUCGCCGGCAAAAACAAGGAAGCGGUCGAGCUGCUUCUACGGCGCAGAGUCCAAGUGGAUCAGAGGGACAAGUUUGGUGUGGCACCCAUUCAUUUAGCUGCCUGGUUUGGCAGUUUAGAGAUCCUGAAAUUAUUAGUGCGGGCUGGAGCAGAACAGAAGAUUGAGAAUGAGGAAGGACUAAACAUCCUGCACUGUGCUGCUAUCAACAAUCACACUGAAAUAGUAGAAUAUAUUGUCAAUGACCUGCAAAUGAAAGAACUGGACGUAGAUGAUAAGUCAGGCCAUUGUGCAUUUGCCAUGGCGGCAGAGCAUGGAUGCAUGCAAAUGUUAGAGAUGCUGAUGGAUCCGUGUUACAACAUGGCCACCAUGAGGACCAACAAGAGAGGAGACACGCCUCUGCAUUUAGCUACCAGGAACGGCCACUUGGACGUUGUCCAACUGCUGCUGCACAGCUUUGAUACCCGGGAUGAAGUUAAUAUGGAUGGUGAGACUGCUCUGUUCCAGGCUGCUGAGAACGCUCAAGAACAGUGUGUCCUGGCUUUGCUGAAAGCCGGCUGUGACCCCAACAUCCAAACAACGAGCAAUUACAGCGCCCUUCACCCAGCUUCAGAGAGAGGAGACACAUCUCUUGUCCGUCUCCUCUUAGAAUAUAAAGCCCACACAGAUUUUGAGAAUGAGGACUUGGAGGUUCCUCUCCACCUGGCAGUGAAAAACAGCCGCAUACCUGUCAUCCAUUUUCUACUGGAGGCAGGAUGCAACUUUAAUGUCACCAAUAAGCGGUCUCAGACAGUCAUGCAUCUUGCUGCUGAGCUAGCAAGAAUGGACGUGGUGGAAAUGCUACUGAAAGCUGAGGUUGACCUGACACUCGAGGACAGGCAGGGAAAGACGGCUCUCGGAGUGGCGGCCAGAGCAGAUGAGGUGAUCAUUGUGGACAUGAUCAUCAAGGCAGAAAGAUACAACACAUGGAAGAAGGCCAACCCAGAGUGUAAUAGGAGUGUUCGCAGCGAGUAUCCGCUAACAUUCAAACUGGACCACCGCAACGAGACCAAGCAGCUCCGCUCGAUCACCUGGCGUCUGGCCUACGAGCUCCUGAAGCCAAGAGACUGGAAGCGUCUGGCGGAACACUGGGGAUUCGCUCUGGAGCAAGUGUCCGCCAUCGAGAGGCAGUGGACGGGUCAGCACAGCUACAAAGAACAUGGCAACAGGAUGCUGCUGAUCUGGCUCCACGGAGAGGAGUUGGCCCGGAAAAGUCCUUCGAUAGAUCUCUAUCAAGCCCUUGUCCAAACAGGACAUAGCAGAGUUGCAGAUAAGAUUCGGAUGGAAUCAGAGAGUGCCAGCAGUAGGAGCUGCACAGUUUCAUGAUCGAAGAUGCGACAUUAUGUGUCAUUGCAUUACAUUGCUUUUAUGGUUAAAUCACUUUCAGGACACACUUCUAUAAAAAGACUGCUCCAAAAUAAUUUAUUUUGUAAAAAGAAAGCACCCGAUCAUAUACAAACAGGAGGCCUUUGGUUUUGAUGUACAGAAGG